This is a messenger RNA of Uncinocarpus reesii 1704, 2055 nucleotides long. RefSeq names its product acetolactate synthase. NCBI's taxonomy places the organism in Eukaryota, Fungi, Ascomycota, Eurotiomycetes, Onygenales, Onygenaceae. Gene Ontology annotation, molecular function: magnesium ion binding; flavin adenine dinucleotide binding; acetolactate synthase activity. Gene Ontology annotation, biological process: L-valine biosynthetic process. Gene Ontology annotation, cellular component: mitochondrion; acetolactate synthase complex. The transcript is spliced from 5 exons. The record is from RefSeq and is a predicted model, not a curated record. Bases 1 to 2055 code for a protein of 684 amino acids.
AUGCUGUCUGCUACAUCGAGGAGCGCCCUGCGCGCAAUCCCGUCAAAACCGUCACAUCUCACUUCCAGACAAUUCGCAAGCACUCCAAUUGCAGCUGCACUCUCCCCGCAUCGUCGAUCGACACAAAAGCUCGUAACUGGGGAAACUACGAGGCGAGGGCAAAGCACUGCAACAGCGACAGCAUCACAAACAAGGCCAAUUCCAAGUCCUGCAUUUAAUCAGGAUACGAAACAAGAUUUAUCGCCCCUUCAGAACAGACAACAACCGGGCUUGGAUGACUCCUUUGUUGGGCUGAGUGGAGGCGAGAUCUUUCAUGAAAUGAUGCUGCGUCUCGAUGUAAAGCAUAUCUUGUUCGAUGCAAUCUACAACUCGAAACAUUUCGAUUUCGUCCUUCCCCGUCAUGAACAAGGUGCGGGCCAUAUGGCGCAAGGUUAUGCAAGAGCGUCAGGCAAACCUGGAGUGGUGCUGGUCACCUCUGGACCCGGAGCCACGAACGUGAUCACUCCAAUUCAGGAUGCUCUCUCAGACGGCACACCAAUGGUCGUUUUCUGUGGCCAGGUUCCCACAGCCGCGAUUGGCACUGAUGCUUUCCAGGAAGCGGAUGUCAUUGGGAUCUCCAGGGCCUGCACGAAAUGGAACGUGAUGGUUAAGAAUGUUGCUGAACUCCCAAGACGCAUCAAGGAAGCGUUUGAAAUUGCCACUAGUGGCCGCCCUGGGCCCGUUCUGGUCGACCUGCCCAAAGAUGUCACGGCCGGGAUUUUAAGAAAACCGAUCCCAAUGGCAUCCAGCCUUCCUUCACACCCAAGUGCAGCCACCAUCGCUGCUCGCGAAGUCAGCAGAAACCAACUGGAAGCUACCCUGAAGCGUGUUGCCAACCUGGUAAAUGUCGCCAAGAAACCCGUGCUUUACGUCGGCCAGGGUCUCCUUGCCCGCCCAGACGGUCCGGCCCUCUUAAAACAAUUGGCCGACAAAGUUUGUAUCCCAGUGACAACCACGUUGCAGGGCCUUGGCGGCUUUGAUGAACUCGAUCCAAAAUCUCUGCACAUGCUCGGCAUGCACGGCUCAGCAUAUGCCAACAUGGCAAUGCAAGAGGCAGAUUUGAUCCUGGCGGUGGGCGCUCGGUUUGAUGACCGCGUUACCGGCAACAUUGCUAAAUUUGCCCCUCAAGCAAAGAUCGCCGCUCAAGAGGGCCGUGGAGGUAUCGUCCACUUUGAGGUUAUGCCCAAAAACAUCAACAAGGUUGUUGAGGCCACAGAAGCUGUCGAGGGCGACUGCGCAGAUAAUAUUGCACUCCUCCUUCCCCAGCUGAAGCCAGUAUCAGAACGACCAGAGUGGUUCGCCCAGAUCAACGACUGGAAAGCCCGAUUCCCCUUGUCCUUGUACGAGAGGCAAACCCCAGAGGGCCUUAUCAAACCCCAGUACGUGAUUGAGAAGCUUAGCGAUCUGACGGCUCAUAUGAAGGAUCGCACUAUUAUUACAACCGGCGUCGGCCAACAUCAAAUGUGGGCGGCUCAGCAUUUCCGAUGGAGGCACCCUCGCACGAUGAUCACAUCUGGUGGCCUUGGCACUAUGGGUUACGGCUUACCAUCCGCUAUUGGCGCAAAGGUGGCGCGGCCCGAUUGCUUGGUUGUUGACGUCGAUGGUGAUGCCUCGUUCAACAUGACCCUCACAGAGAUGUCUACCGCCGCUCAGUUUAACAUUGGGGUCAAGAUCCUUGUGCUCAACAACGAGGAGCAAGGCAUGGUCACGCAAUGGCAGAGCCUGUUCUACGAAGAUCGCUUCGCCCAUACUCACCAGAAGAAUCCGGAUUUCGUUAAAUUGUCAGAAGCCAUGGGUGUGCAAGCCAGAAGGUGCGCGCAACCAGAGGAUGUCGAAUCGAGCCUCAAGUGGCUGCUGGAGAGCGAUGGGCCCGCUUUCCUGGAGGUGAUUACCGAUAAAAAAGUACCUGUCCUUCCCAUGGUUCCUGCCGGAAAGGCGUUGCACGAAUUUUUGGUAUACGACGAAGCCAAAGAAAAAGCGAGGAGAGCUCUGAUGAAAAAGCGCACCGGUCAUUGA